AAUGCCUGUAUUAGACACCAAAAACAAUCUGAAGGGGUGCAUUUGAAAAUUCGUUAAUUUUAUGAUUAAGAACAAGAACAUCGUUUGAAAGCCGUUUUUAAAAAGAUUUCAAAACUACUUUACUGAAAUCUGAUUUGAUUUUUACUGACAUUUUAAAUAAAUAAUUCCUAUUUAAAUAUCUGAUACAUAUUUUUUUUAGAAAUUCAUACAAUAAAAAUAUUUAGUCCUUAUACAUAUUUACGACAAAAAGACAAACGUUAUGAGCUUCCAAAGCAGCCAGCCUUCAAAGGGGAAUGUGACCAAUUUAGGAGGAAAUACUUAUUGCGUAGUAUUAAAUAUUGCUGAAGGUGUCGGAUUCGAUCUAAAUGUUGCUUAUAAUCAUAGUAUAAUUCUUAAAGUUUCCCUCAAUGGAGUACUAUUUGAAGUAGUGGGAAAUUCAAUAAAAGCAAAUGUUAUUACAUUUAAUAGUAAUUGUAUUUGGGAGUGCGAAUUGACUGAUAUAAAACGAAUGAAAUCAGAUAAUCGUCCAGUAAAGUUGGAAUGCUUUAUUAAAUACGAUUGUUAUGUAAAUGGAUCUAUUAAACGUGUGGGAUCAUUAUUAUUACCGUUGCGUGGAUUGAAGUUACUACAUACUCUUGAAAAUUUACAGAUAAAGCCGUCUUGGUAUAAAUUAAGUAAUUCAAGUCCCAAAGGUUUUCAAAUUCCACCACAAAUCUACCUUAUGUUGUCAAUUGUUAAGAAAACCUUAGCAGAAUAUAUUCAAUUUGAAACUAGAAGUUUAGACAAAUAUAUUGUUGACAGUCCGAAAGGUAAGCCCAUAUCAACAUCAAACGCUACUCAAACACAAAGAAUGCUGCAGUCUCAAUAUGGAAUUUUUGUGAAAUUGCUAGAAGAUGCUGGUCAUAUACAAAUAGGCAAUAAUCCACAAAUGGAUUGCGACAUUUUCUGUGUCACAAUAACUUUUACCCGAAUUAAACAUUUGUUGCCCCUAUUGAAAAUUAAUGAGAAAUUUAAUGAAAUCAAGAAAAGAUCGUUUGUUUUUCAAUACGAUUUUCUAGGAAGCAUAACAAAUAUAGAUAUUUUUAUAAAUACAAACGACUGCUAUACGAUUAACCAAAAAAUUUCAUUAAAUUUUCGAUCUUCUUUGAAAGGACUUCGGUUAUACUUUCAACGAAUUUUUUAUAUUCCCAUUAAUUUAUAUUAUAUGAACGAUAUUGCCAUAGCAAAGUAUGAUUUUAAUAUUUCGCCAUUGCUCCCCGAAGAGGUACACUAUUUUAAUGAGAAAUCUGUUAAUUUGUGGACGAAAUGCGGUUCAUUCCAUUUUGAUAUUUUCAAUAAUUUAUCUAGUUCAAGUCCAAGACAACCGCCUUUAGUAGAUUUUAUGGUCACUUUAGAAUUAAUUACACAAAAUUCAAAAAGAAACCCGUCUGCUAUUUUACCUACCGCGGGGCAACUUGAGAACGCAGCAACAGAGGAAAAUGGGAUAAGUCAGGAGACUAAAGUUGGAGAAUACUUACAUUUAUAUAAAAAUACUUUCGAGGAAGUCGCAUUAAGAGACGUCCACUCAGAAGCUAGUAACGAUGGUGGAACAAACUUUAUAUCCAAUAAAUCAGUUUGUGAGGCUGCAGUUAAUACAGACGAUCACUUUAUAGUUCAAGAAAGAGAAAAACUGUAUUUACAUUUUUUACAUGAAUUUGAAUAUUGGAAGGAGAAGCAAAUUAGACAUUUCUCAAACGAAAUGGCUCACACAAAGCAAGAGAUACGAGAUCACUGGGAAGAUUAUAUAAACCAUCUAAUUGCUUGUCUUGAGACUAAAGUUUUGAAAUGUGAUAAAAUGUUUGAACAGUUAGAAAAAACACAAACCGAAUUAAAUGAUAUAGCAGAUAUAAGCCUGAAGAAUGCAACAAUAGCAGACAACAUAACACGCGAAAUGGAAUCUUUUUAUCGAAAGAAAACUACUCAAUUUGAAAUGGAGCUAGAAUGCUUAAGAAAUGAAAUUCAAGAAAAGGAAAUCGAGAAGGUAUUAUUGAAGAAACGUAAUGAUCAAUUGGAGAAGCAAUUAUCAAUUUACCAAACUUGCCAUUUAUCUAUAGAUCAACUAAAGGAGGUUCUAAAUGACAUGCGUAACCAAGCUAACCGUUUUGGGGCAAUAGAAUGUUUCUAUAAAGAACAGUGCUUUGAUGAUAUGCACAAAUGGAAAUUGAAAAUAUUAAAGCUGCUUAAUGAGCGAAAUUUUUCCAGAAACUUUGAUGUAAAUUUUAAUUUGGAAGAACUGUUUGAGGAAAUACUAACAAUAAACCCAAAUAAUUUCGAUUCAUUUCAAGAAUCCUCUGCCUGUUCCUUAGAAUGCCCUUCUUCUGGUGGUGAAUUUUUUGUUUAAUGUGUUUUUAAGUAGUAAUACUAAUCAUUUAAAUAUGUAAGUUAUUGUUCAAUUUGUAUUAUUAUUUUUUAUAUAACAAAUUAUAUACACACAUACAUAUUUACAUAUAAUGAUCUAAAUAGACGGAGUAUGUACUACCAAGGAAUAAAUUUAUGUACUAUUUAAUGCCUACACACCAUAAUAUAAGUCGUUAAAUUUUUAUUAUACUGCCAAAAUAAAAUGAAAAUUGGUA
Lucilia sericata (common green bottle fly) is the source of this 2612-nucleotide messenger RNA. RefSeq lists its product as uncharacterized. The transcript has 8 exons. Bases 260 to 2380 code for a protein of 706 amino acids. The record is from RefSeq and is a predicted model, not a curated record. Lineage: Eukaryota; Metazoa; Arthropoda; Insecta; Diptera; Calliphoridae.